Molecule: messenger RNA, 3754 nt
Organism: Limulus polyphemus (Atlantic horseshoe crab)
Lineage: Eukaryota; Metazoa; Arthropoda; Merostomata; Xiphosura; Limulidae
Product: tubulin polyglutamylase TTLL4-like
Exons: 19
Coding region: 521-2998 (825 amino acids)
Biological process (GO): protein polyglutamylation; microtubule cytoskeleton organization
Cellular component (GO): cilium
Molecular function (GO): tubulin-glutamic acid ligase activity; tubulin binding
Source: RefSeq, a predicted model, not a curated record
GUUUGAUGGCGACACCGCAUGAGAAAAAUGAGGACGUGAAGCCAGGUGAAAUUUGGAUUAAAACUUCAAGAUGACAGAGAAUGAAUAUUGUUGAUACACAAACUUGCACAACACUGAACAUUAAAUAGUGUUAUUGUAGUAGUGGUUGGUUUCAAGAGAAUAUAAUGAUUUCAUUUUCUUGGAAGCCAUAUGCUAGAUUGAACAAGGUUUUAAUUUGCUUUGAUGGAUGGAGGUCAUGAUAGUGAAGUUUUUAGGAUAAACAGAUUUUUAAAAUUUCCACAUCUUUCUUGGAAAGCUUUUAGCUUCUGGUGAAACAUAACACCACUUAUGUGCCUAUACUCUGUUGCAUGACUUAUACCAUAGGUAUUUUGAAAUACGGUGUAUUAUGAAUUAAAGAUUAUUUGAAAUUCAUGUGAAGGAGUUGAGAUACCUAAAACUGCUCUAUAUCGUAUUGGUCUGUAGAAUUCUUUCAAUUUUAAGAGUAUAAGAGAAAUGAAACUAUGCCAAAUUCAUAGUAAUAAUGAAACAAGUUAGGAAAGAAACUGAUACUUCAGAAUCACCUGUAUAUACGCAUAUCUGUACUGGGGAGUAUAAUUGCUGUUCCGAGAAUAAAAACAUGUUUUGCCUUUCUUACUGUUAUACUCAACAAGAUGUUAGUGAACAUAGUUCAAACACUUUACUAGCUAAAUCUAAUCAGCUUACAAGCUCUCACACUAUCCAAGCCCAGGAGCCUUACUGUAAGAAUUGCAAUCCUCAUCUGAUUGAAAAUGAGCCUUUCACAUUUGUUUGUUCUUGUUCUUCAAUGGGAGUUACAAGCAUAGACCUCGGUGAAGCCAAAAUCACAUCAGCUAUGUCAAGUCCAGAAUCUUGUGACGACAGUGCUGAAUCGCUGGAGAGAACUUUAUCAGCUGGACCAAACAGUUUGUCACUAUAUGUGGAUGUAAAUUCUGAGGAUUGUAUGGAUUUGGAUUUGAGACAAGAGAUCUCUCUCCAGUCCAUAUCAUCAGCAGCAAUACAGGAAGAUCUUAACUCCCUGCAUCUCUGUGAAGAAGGAGGAAGACCUUCACACUUGAUGGACCAUGGAACAGAAGAAUUUGUUCAAGCUGACUCUCAUCACCAUUCUCAGGAAAUGGAAGAAUGUUUUAAUGAUUCUUUUUCUACACUCCAGCUACAGGGAAUGGGAGAAGGACAAGAUAGCUUAGCUUUUGUCUCUCCCCUACGCCCAAGUCUUUUUCCAAAUGUCUCCCCCACUAUCAACUUUUAUACAAGCCAAGAUAAAGUUUCCCAGCUACCUGUUGAGAUAAGAAGGUUGUUGAGGUGGAAACUAAGUACAAUUACACCUGUGUUGAUUCGUCAAACAGUUGUUCGUUCAGGGUUUAGACUCACCAAAAAAGGUACUGAAUGGACAGGUACUUGGGGAAAACACAUGAAGUGUGUGCAUUACAAAAGUAUUAGAGAGUUCCAAAAGGUGAAUCACUUUCCUGGAAGUUUCCAACUGGGUCGGAAGGACAGACUGUGGCAGAACUUCAGAAGGAUGCAAGCACAUCAUGGUGAAAGUGUUUUUGAUUUUAUUCCGGAAACUUUUAUUUUACCCUUGGAUUCUAGAAACUUGCGCCAGAUUUGGGAACAAGAAGGCAAGCGACGCUGGAUAUUGAAGCCACCAGCAUCAGCUCGUGGAACAGGAAUUAGUGUUGUUUCAAAGUGGAGUCAGAUUCCUAAGAAACAGCCUCUGAUUGUACAAAGGUAUAUCUCAGAACCCUAUCUAAUCAAUGGAACAAAGUUUGACCUCAGGAUCUAUGUCUUAGUAACAAGCUUUGACCCUUUACGUAUUUACAUUUUUAGUGAUGGACUGGCACGGUUUGCUUCUGUAAAAUACUCUUCAGCGAUGCGUAGUCUAGGGGACAAAUUUAUGCAUCUUACAAAUUACAGUAUUAACAAGAAAAGUGCUUCAUAUGCUUCAAAUGAGGAUGAGAAAGUGUGCCAAGGCCACAAGUGGACAUUAAAGGCUCUGUGGGGCUAUAUGAAAGAGAAUGGUGUUGACACUACAACUCUUUGGGAUUCUGUGGUGGAUGUCAUCAUCAAGACAAUAAUCAGUUCUGAGGCCCCUGUAAAUCGACUCAUUCGCUGCUAUUCUCAAAAUCGCUACAUGUGCUAUGAACUUUUUGGAUUUGACAUUAUGUUGGACAAGAACCUUAAGCCUUGGCUACUAGAAGUUAAUAUUUCUCCUAGCCUCCAUUCUGGGUCUCCUUUGGAUGUGAGUGUAAAGAGUGAAGUAGUGAAGGACAUGCUGAAUACUGUUGGUUACAGAAUCCCAGAAAAAGCUCUAAAUUUGUGUAUUCAACCAUCAACAUUAGCAAAAUUUGGUGUGAAGCCUGAAGAAGCCCGCUACUUAUGUCUUAAUCAGAAAUUGUUCAGGUUCACUCUAACUGCUGAAGAAAAAGCUAAGCAUCUAGAAUACCAGAACAAGACAGGAUGUUGGUCUACCAUUCUUGAUUCUCUGACACCUGAUGAUGUGCGUCAUCUAGUAGAAAGUGAAGAUGAACUGGCUCGUUGUGGGAAGUUCAUCAGAGUGUUUCCCACGACAAAUACCAAUCAUUACUUCCAGUAUCUUGAACAAACACGAUAUUAUAACUUAUUGCUUGAUGCUUGGGAGCAGAAGUACCACAAAACUCGUGUAGAAGGGAGAACUAGACUUCAAGAACUCUGUGACAAAGGAGUUCAUAUACGAGUCAGAAGCACUAUUUCCAAGGAACCAGUCUACUCAACACCAGAAAGGAAAACUGAUGAAUUACUUGAUCAAAGCCCAAAGACAAGUUCUCUACAGAAAGUCAGCUAUAAAGUUGGAAGUGCAGCAAAACCUAAAGAAAAGUAUAACCGAUUCUUUUCUGCAAGGUUAUCGAUGAUCAGAGCUGUUUACUCUCCAAAACGACCUCAGUCCAGUCCAGCGAAAUCAUCAACUACUAUUACAAAAACAGCUACUUCUCAACUUUUGAGUUGAUGAUAAGUACCAGUUAGUUUUCUGCAGCUUUUUCUUACAAGUGAUUGAAUUAUAAAAAAUUGGGUUUUUAACGUCAUCUGCAAAGUUUUGUCUUAAGAGCAUCAUUAUACAAAUGUUCAGGUGAAUAAAGCUUUUGAUAAAUCUGUUGAAGCUGUUGUGAAGGUGCUUAAAGCAGAGACAGAAACGUCUCAUUAAAUAUAAAUUUUGUAAAGCCCACUUUUUUAAAACUGCCAUUGGUUGUAUUUCUUAAAAAAUAUUUUAGGUGCUUCAUAAGAAGCUGAUGAGAACAAUCAUAAACUCAGAUGUUUUUAGUGCGUAUAAAUUUAAUUUUGUUUCUUUUACUAGUUUCCUGCAUGUUACAGUAUUUUGUCUAAGUCACUGUCAGCAGUAUUCUUUUUAUAAAUCAUACUUCACUACUGGUUAAAUUACAAAUUGUUUGAAGUCAUAUUUGUUUUAGUGAUUUGUAUUUAAUGUUUUUCCCCAUUAAAAAAAAACAAAAUUUGUGUCAUGUUAGUCUGUCAAUAUGAAGAUUGUUCUAAUUUGACUUUUUUUAUGAUUUGAUAAAUUUAAUGUUUAUUAAUAUUGUGGAAAGAGUUUCAGUUUUAAUAUGAAAGAGUUCUUAAAAGUUGAGUAUUUUUUAAGGUGAGCCUGUGCUUUCAUAUGCUAAACUUGGCAAUUUUAAUGAUUAGACCAUAAUUUUGAAACCAAUUAAUAUGAGUAAUAAUUGAUAAAUACUGUUGCAGAAAUUUUUCUUUU